This is a messenger RNA of Egretta garzetta (little egret), 5308 nucleotides long. RefSeq names its product ATPase 13A3 (gene ATP13A3). The transcript has 34 exons. NCBI's taxonomy places the organism in Eukaryota, Metazoa, Chordata, Aves, Pelecaniformes, Ardeidae. Gene Ontology annotation, molecular function: ATPase-coupled monoatomic cation transmembrane transporter activity; P-type ion transporter activity; ATP binding. Gene Ontology annotation, biological process: intracellular calcium ion homeostasis; polyamine transmembrane transport. The coding region runs from base 320 to 4159 and encodes 1279 amino acids. Gene Ontology annotation, cellular component: late endosome membrane. The record is from RefSeq and is a predicted model, not a curated record.
GGAAGCGUUAGUGGUCGCGUACCAAAGAGGAACCAUCCCAGCAAAGGAUAAGAAGAGAGUUCUAGGCGCCUCAGCCGUUUUUUCAGCAGAUGAGUCAGUGGGCUGUAGUGCUGUUGACAAAGCUUGCAGCGUGCUUUUCUGUCAGCUGGGCUGUGGGGAUGGUGAUCGCAAGCGCCUCCGACAGCCUCUGCUUCAAGCUGAAGAGGUGGCCUGUUCUGGGAUAAACAACUACCACGCGAAUUAAAUGCUGGGAAUUGAAGUGGAAUUGGCGAGGCAGUUUUAAAAACUGCAUUGAUACUUAAGGCGACUCAGCCGUUGUAUGUCUGAGAUUUGUCCACGUGCUGGCUCUUCAGACAGGUCUUCCAUAUCUCAAGUCGAGAAGUUCCAUAUCAUACUAACCAUGGAGAAAGAAGAAAAGAAAUUUGUCAAUAAAGCAGAAGAAGAUGAGAUGGAGAUCUAUGGCUAUGAUCUAUGUCGCUGGAAGUUGGUGCUAGUUACUGUAGGAGUGAUCUGUUCUGGUGGCUUUCUUCUCCUCCUCCUCUACUGGAUGCCUCAGUGGCGUGUGAAAGCAACAUGCAAAAGGACUACGCUUAAAGACUGUGAAGUGGUUCUGCUGAGAACAACUGAUGAAUUCAAGAUAUGGUUUUGUGCAAAGGUUCGCAUUAUGCCUUUGGGAGCCCAUCCUUUACAGAAUCCUAACCCUAUUGUACACAAGGUUUCAGAUGGCCAUGCUGUUAAUUUCUGUGAAUCUACUGCAGAAGAGAAUAAAAAUUAUUUGAAAAAAUAUUUGCCUAUUCGUUAUUUCACACAUCACAGCGUGAAGUAUUUCUGGAACUAUUCAGUUCAAAGUUUUGAUACUGUACGAGGUCUAGAUGAAUCUACAUUCUGUUCUUCAAUUCAUAAUGAACACAGCAGAGGACUGACAAAGGGAAUGCAUGAUUACAGAAAAGCAUUCUAUGGAGCAAAUGAAAUUGCUGUGAAAGUGCCUUCCAUUUUUAAGCUUCUGAUUAAGGAGGUUCUCAACCCUUUUUACAUUUUUCAGUUGUUUAGUGUGAUAUUGUGGAUCACUGAUGAAUAUCACUACUAUGCAUUAGCAAUUGUGAUCAUGUCUGUAAUAUCCAUUGUUAGUUCACUCUACACCAUUAGAAAGCAAUAUGUUGUGUUACAUGACAUGGUAGCAGCUCACAGCAUUGUCAGGGUUUCUGUCUGCAGAGGAAACCAAGAAAUAGAAGAAAUCCUUUCCACCGACCUUGUGCCUGGAGAUAUCAUGUUAAUUCCAUCUAAUGGGACAAUUAUGCCCUGUGAUGCAGUACUUCUCAGUGGUACUUGCAUUGUAAAUGAAAGUAUGUUAACAGGGGAAAGUGUACCUGUCACAAAGAUUAAUCUACCAAAUCCUUCCGAAUAUCCGAAAGCAAUGGGAGAUGAAAUAUACAGUCCAGAAGUGCAUAAACGGCAUACUUUGUUCUGUGGAACCAAUGUCAUUCAGACCCGUUUUUACACUGGAGAAUUGGUCAAAGCUCUAGUAGUGAGAACAGGCUUUAGUACUGCUAAAGGGCAGCUGCUGCGCUCCAUACUAUAUCCAAAGCCAACCGAUUUUAAACUCUACAGGGAUGCCUAUUUGUUUCUCCUGUCUCUGGUAGUGGUGGCAGGGAUUGGGUUUCUUUACACGGUUGUCAAUAGCAUCUUAAAUGAGGUUCCAGCUCAUACCAUCAUCAUUGAGUCUCUUGACAUUAUCACUAUCACGGUGCCUCCAGCGCUCCCUGCUGCCCUGACUGCUGGCAUCGUUUAUGCACAAAGACGGUUGAAAAAAAUUGGCAUCUUCUGCAUCAGCCCACAAAGGAUAAAUAUUUGUGGCCAGCUGAAUCUUGUGUGUUUUGAUAAGACUGGCACACUUACUGAGGAUGGCUUGGAUCUUUGGGGGAUUCAACGGGUGGAAAAUGCUCGUUUCCUUUUACCGGAAGAGAGGGCUUGCAGUGAGAGCUUGCUGAAGUCUGAGUUUGUUGCUUGCAUGGCAACUUGUCAUUCCCUUACAAAAAUUGAAGGGGUACUUUCUGGGGAUCCGCUUGAUUUGAAGAUGUUUGAAGCAAUAGGAUGGAUUUUAGAAGAAGCAACUGAAGAGGAAACAGCCCUUCAUAAUCGAAUCAUGCCGACAGUGGUUCGACCUUCAAAACAACUUUUCCCAGAAUCCAAGCAAGCAACAAAUCAAGAAAUGGAAUUAUUUGAGCUUUCGACUAGUUAUGAGAUUGGAAUUGUGCGCCAGUUUCCAUUUUCUUCAGUUCUGCAACGUAUGUGUGUAAUAGCGAGAGUUCUAGGGGAGAAGAGAAUGGAUGCUUACAUGAAAGGUGCCCCCGAAGUGAUUGCCAGCUUGUGUAAGCAGGAAACAGUUCCUGUUGACUUUGAGUGUGUCCUGGAAGAAUACACAAAGCAGGGCUUCCGAGUUAUUGCUCUUGCUCACAGAAAAUUGGAGUCUAAACUUACGUGGCACAAAGUCCAGACAAUUAAUAGGGAUGCUAUUGAAAGCAACAUGGAUUUUAUGGGGUUAAUUAUAAUGCAAAACAAGCUAAAGCAAGAAACCCCUGCUGUACUUGAAGAUUUGCAUAAAGCCAACAUUCGCACUGUCAUGGUUACAGGGGAUAACUUGUUAACUGCUAUCUCUGUGGCCAGAGACUGUGGAAUGAUUCUACCUCAGGAUAAGGUCAUUAUUGCUGAAGCACUACCUCCAAAGGAUGGGCAGGCUGCCAGGAUCAACUGGCAUUAUGCAGAUUCCCUCGCAAAAUGCACUAGUUCAUCACCAGCCAUAAACUCAGAGGAUAUUCCAGUUAAAUUGGUCCAUGAAAGCCUUGAGGAUCUCCAGAUGACCAAAUACCAUUUUGCAAUGAAUGGAAAGUCAUUUGCAGUGAUUUUGGAGCAUUUUCAGGACCUGGUACCCAAGCUUGUGUUACAUGGCACUGUGUUUGCUCGCAUGGCGCCUGAUCAGAAAACUCAGUUGGUGGAAGCUUUACAAAAUGUAGAUUACUCUGUGGGCAUGUGUGGAGAUGGAGCAAAUGACUGUGGCGCACUAAAGAGGGCACAUGGUGGUAUAUCUUUGUCUGAACUUGAGGCUUCUGUGGCAUCACCGUUCACUUCCAGGACACCUAGUAUUUCCUGCGUGCCAAAGCUGAUCAGGGAAGGCCGUGCUGCUCUAAUAACUUCAUUCUGUGUAUUUAAGUUCAUGGCAUUAUACAGCAUUAUCCAGUACAUCAGUGUUACUCUGCUAUAUUCUAUCCUGAGCAAUCUGGGGGAUUUCCAGUUUCUCUUCAUUGAUAUGGCAAUCAUUUUGGUGGUUGUCUUCACUAUGAGUCUGAACCCUGCUUGGAAGGAGCUUGUUGCGCGAAGGCCUCCAUCAGGUCUUAUCUCAGGUCCACUUCUGUGUUCAGUUUUGUCUCAGAUCAUCAUCUGCCUUGCUUUCCAAACCUUUGGAUUUUUUUGGGUCAAACAGCAGCCCUGGUAUGAGCGUUGGACAGUGGAAUCUGAUGCAUGUAAUGUAUUGGAUGCCACAAACACCAGCUCUGCACACCAUGGGAAUGACACUUCUGAGGAUGAACAUAACAUUAAAAAUUAUGAAAACACAACUUUGUUUUUUAUAUCCAGCUUUCAGUACCUCAUAGUAGCAAUUGUCUUUUCUAAAGGAAAGCCCUUCAGACAACCGUGCUACAAAAAUUUUCUGUUUGUAAUAUCUGUGAUAGCUCUUUAUGUUUUCAUAUUCUUCAUCAUGUUGCAUCCUGUUGAAUCUAUUGACGCAUUUCUUGAGCUCGUGUGUGUGCCAUAUGAGUGGCGCUUAAGAAUUCUCAUCAUUGUUAUUCUCAAUGCAAUUGUAUCCAUGCUGACAGAGAAUGUCCUCCUUGAUAUGAUCCUUUGGAAGGUUGUGUUCAAUCGAGACAAACAAGGAGAAUAUCGCCUCACCAUACCCCAGCCGCCUCAGGAGGCUAUGGAUCGCUGUGGAGUCUGUUUCCUUUCUUCCCUGUUUGGUUGUAGAGAGAAGACACCAAAAGCCAAGUAUAUGCAUCUAGCUCAGGAACUGCUGGUUGAUCCAGAAUGGCCACCAAAACCCAGAACAACAACAGAAGCGAAAGCACCAUCCCAAGAAAGUGGUUCAUAUCAAAUCAUCACUGUAACGUAACGGCGGACCUUGGUGGCAUGUGUCUUUAGUAGUAUUCAGAAGAAUGUAAUUUUAAGGCUUUAUUUGAAAUUGCAGUAUACUAAAUGUCAAAUUCUAAUGCAGAUAUUUCCAACUGUUUUGUCACUCUGAAUACAAAGUUCAGUCAGACAUCUUAUGGCUAUAAAUUUUAAAAAUGUAGGUUACCUUAGGCAGAACAAAAAUGAUUGUGUUUCCUUCUACCUUCUUUCAAAUUUCAUUAUUCCUAAAUGAGAUGUAUUUGAAGGUUUAGACUGCAGGGCAGUUAAAACAGGUUCACUUUAUUUGCCUGGAGUAUCUUAAUCAUUGUUCUAGCCUGCUUACCCAGGCAUGUGUUCAUGUAAACCCUAUGAUAUAAUGGUUUCAUGGUAGUACUAGAGGCACAUAAUAACCUUGUCAUGCCCUUCCCCCCCCCACUUUUUUUUUUUUUUACAUUCACUGUUGAAAAGCUUUGUGCCUCAGAACAGUUCUAAAGUUUUGGUGUGUGUACCUCUAAGUUUGUCCCUACUAGUAAGGAGUGUUUCCAGGUGUAAAGUUUGGAUUUUAAGUUUUAAUUCUUUAGUCUGCCACAGCAGGACUUGGCAAUGCUAUAGAAGCAAUAUGCUCUGUCCUUAAGAAGAAAGCACAUUGCUUUCAAGUAGGGUCUUAGCUUCUUUUCUAGCUAACCCCAAGGAAGGGCUUAGGUGGCCUCCAGAGGAAGAGGCAGCAUUUGGCUACACUCAAAUUUUUGGAGAAGGAAGGCUGGAGAAUCUUAACAUGUUGUUCUGUCUCAUGUUUUAUUACAUUUAGCUAUGCAUUUCUCCACAGACCUUGCUUUUUCUAGCAAAAGGGUUGGAUUAUCCCUUUGUGGACCAUGUUUUAUUUGUAAAUCUUAAGAUAAUUUUCCUAUAUACCUUGAAGUAGUAAGGCCAGAGUUACUGCUGCAAGGGAAAUGGGGGUGGGAGGGAGGAAUAUUUUCACACGCCCAUGCUUGGGAUUUGUGCAUGUUAAGAACAUACGCAUUUCAUAGUCUGCCAGUGUCUUAAGCACUAUAUGUAGCUGUAUGAAACAAAUUAAGAGAAAACAGAUGAGCUAAAGUCUGUCUUGCUGCAGAACUGUAAGGCUUAAGUGGAUUUAUUUAAAAAAAAAAAAAAA